CGAUCAUCACUUGAAUAAUCAUCAACAAGUUGCCAUGUUGACUAGUGUCCGUCUAGUUGCCGCCACCGCCGCCCUUUCGUCGGCCAUAGCGUGUACCAUCAUGGCUGUGGGCAAAACAGCAUCGACGACUGGCUCGCCUAUGGUGGUCCACAGCGCCGACUGCGGCAACUGCGACUUUCGCCUAGGCAAAGUGCCUCAAAAGACAUUUUCUCCUGGCGCCAUGCGCGAUGUCGUUCGUUUUCGCCUUCAAUAUCCUCGCUACGUUGGCGACGCCCGCGGCGAUGUCUUCACCGAAGCCAACGUGGACAAGUCCAUCUUCAACUGGACCACCACCCCUUCGAUCGGUCAGAUCCCGCAAGUCAAUACCACGUUUGCCUACUUGGCCGGUCUGUACGGGAUCAUGAACGAACAUCAAGUGUCCAUCGGCGAGUCCACUUGCGGGGGUCGGCUGGUGUCCGCGCCCGUCUCCAACGGCGGCAAAGCGCUGUUCGACGUGUCCGAAUUGACAAACGUGGCGCUGGAGCGCUCGACAUCCGCUCGACAGGCCAUUCAAAUCAUGGGCGAGAUGGCCGAGCAGUACGGGUACUAUGGUGCCGAUUGGGAAGGACCGAUGGCGGCGAUGGAGGCGGGGGAGGCGCUGGCCGUGGCCGAUGCGUCCGAGGCAUGGCUGUUCCACAUCCACCCGGACGACUCUGGCGCGUCCGCCGUGUGGGUGGCCCAGCGCGUACCCGACGGCCACAUCGCCGCGAUUGGCAACCAAUUUGUGAUCCGCCAAGUCAACCUCACGGAUUCCGACAACUUUAUGGGGUCCAAGAACCUGGUGGACGUGGCCAUCCGCGCUAAACUGUACGACCCAGCGGAGGAUGGCGCGUUCGACUUCACCAAGGCGUAUGCCCACCCUAUUGCGCCCGAUCAGUACUAUGCUACCCGAAGACAGUGGCGAGUGCUCAUGCUGGCAAACCCGUCGCUCAAUUUACCUGCUGAGACGGACGUGUACGGCUCCGACUACCCUGUCACAGCCACCGUGGCAAGUCCCAUCGAUCCUGCGACGCUGUUGGCGUACCUUCGCGAUCACUUUGAAGGCACCGAGUAUGACAUGACCAAAGGCCCUGCCGCUGGCCCAUAUGGCAACCCCGAUCGUUAUGACAUCAACGGCAACGGCAACAUGACCAAGGCCACGGUGCUCACUGGGCACUUUGAACGCGCGAUUUCGAUCUUCCGGUCCAGCUUUUCGUUUGUGACAGUCGCAAACCAAGCCAACUUGAACUUGGGCCACAUCCUUUUCGGCCAGUACGGCCCGCAUGCCACGUCAUACGUUCCGAUUUACACCAAGGUGCACCGUGUCCCGACGUUGUACUCUCGGGGGUCGCUUCACCGGUACGAUUCGACGUCGAGUUUUUGGGCGUUUGCAGUCGUGGGCAACUGGGCGUCGCGGUUUUACAUGUACACGCGGCCGAUGGUGGAGAGUGUGCAGGUGCAGUUGGAGACAGCGUUGCUGGGAGCCAAGGCCAAGGCCGUGGCCGCCCAUGUUGAGUUGCUUAGCAACGACGAUGCCCAACUCCGACAGUUUCUCACCGACUCGAGCGAUGCAUUCGCAGCGACUACCCACACGGCGUUCGUCGAGCUCUUUGGACGCCUCGUCACGACCUUCCACGAUGGAUACCACAUGCAAAAUCUCACGGGUGCCAACACUAUUGCCGCGGCUUCGUUGUUUUAUCCUGAGUGGUGGCUCCAUUCGGUGGGGUACUUCAAGCAGCAAACGCAGCUAUCUCCACCUUCCAAGACACCAGACCACGGUCCUACUACUACUACUAGUACUACUACUAGUACUAGUGGAGAUGCAGUGUGGUGGUGGUGCGUCGGCCUCAUGGUGUUGGGAGCGAGUGCUGGCGUCGCCGUCGGGUUUGGAGUUGGCUUGCGACGGCGUGAUGGGUAUCACCAACUCAAUUAG
Molecule: messenger RNA, 1951 nt
Organism: Aphanomyces astaci
Lineage: Eukaryota; Oomycota; Saprolegniomycetes; Saprolegniales; Verrucalvaceae
Exons: 5
Coding region: 35-1951 (638 amino acids)
Biological process (GO): proteolysis
Molecular function (GO): dipeptidase activity; cysteine-type exopeptidase activity
Source: RefSeq, a predicted model, not a curated record